CGUGGGCCUGGCUUCUUCGCGACGUGGUGCGCAGGCGCCUCGGGCGCUGCUUACCAGAGUAGCAAUGGACGCCUUGGAGUCGUUGUUGGACGAAGUGGCCCUGGAGGGGCUGGAUGGCCUGAGUCUUCCCUCACUGUGGAGCCGUCUGGAGACGCGAGUGCCGCACUUCCCGCUGCUUUUGGAGCCCUACACUCAGGAGUUUCUGUGGCGGGCCCUUGUUACGAACCCCGGCAUCACCUUCUAUGAGAAUCCUCGAGAGCGACGCGACCUCCAGCUCCAGGACCGAUAUGAAGAAAUUGACUCAGAAACUGGUAUUUUGGAAUCCAAAAGGGACCCAGUUCCUUUGGAGGAUGUCUACCCCAUUCAUAUGAUCUUAGAGAAUAAGGAUGGCAUCCAGGGCUCAUGCCGGUACUUCAAGGAGAGGAAAAACAUUACCAGUGACAUCAGGUCCAAGUCUCUGCAGCCUCGUUGUACCGUGAUAGAAGCCUAUAACAGGUGGGGCAGGAAACUGAUCAUCGUUGCCUCCCAGGAGAUGCGCUACAGGGCCCUGAUUGGUGCGGAGGGAGAUCCUGAUCUGAAGCUCCCCGACUUCUCCUACUGCAUUUUGGAGCGAUUGGGUCGGUCCAGGUGGCAGGGGGAGCUCCAGCGAGACCUUCAUAGCAGUGCUUUCAAGGUUGAUGCUGGGAAACUUCACUAUCAUAGGAAAAUUCUGAACAAAAAUGGGCUCAUUACCAUGCAGUCCCACGUCAUCCGAUUACCCAAUGGAGCCCAGCAGCACUCAAUUCUCCUCCUCCUGAACCGAUUUCAUACGGACAGGAGGAGCAAAUACGACGUCCUGAUGGAGAAGCUUUCAGCUAUGCUGAGCGCGCGGAAUAACCGGAUAGAGACGCUGGGAGUGCUGAGGGAAGAGCUGGGGCUGUGUGAAAGGACAUUUAAGCGUCUAUACCAGUACAUGCUGAAUGCCGGACUGGCCAAGGUGGUGACUCUUCCCUUACAAGACAUUCACCCCGAAUGUGGACCUUGUAAGACAAAGAAAGGGACCAACGUGAUGGUGCGGUGCCUCAGGAUGCUGAAGGAAUUUAAACGGAAGGUUGACGACGAUGACGAGGACGAGGAGGUCAUCUCCAAGGGAGUGCCUCCAGUGGACAUUGUGUUUGAGCGGGACAUGCUCACACAGACCUACGAGCUCAUUGAGCGCAGAGGCACGAAAGGAAUCUCCCAAGCAGAAAUCCGAGUAGCCAUGAAUGUGGGAAAACUGGAAGCAAGAAUGCUGUGUCGGCUUCUUCAGAGAUUCAAAGUUGUCAAGGGAUUCAUGGAAGACGAAGGGCGGCAGCGGACCACCAAGUACAUCUCCUGUGUGUUUGCAGAGGAGAGUGACUUAAGCCGGCAGUAUGAGAGAGAGAAAGCCCGGGGGGAGCUCCUGACCACAGUGAGCUUGGCCUCCGUGCACGAAGAGUCAAUUCUGCCCGAAGGUGAAGACACCUUCCUCUCCGGGUCAGACAGUGAGGAGGAGAGCAGCAACAGUGGCAGCAAGAGGAAGAGCAAAGGAUCCCAGCCUCACCACUCCACCCCAGCUAAGGGUGGGGGGAAAUCUCUAAACCGACACUCACUGAAGAAGCAGCCGUCCUCUUUCCCAGGAGCUGCUGAGGAGAAAUCCUGUCAUAUCUCUGGUGGUGGGGACACCCUGGAAACCUACAGCAGGUCUGAUCCCUUCGGCUCUCGCCGUGUGGAGAGCUCCAGUGGUGACAUGGCCUUGAUCGAGGAAAUCAAGCUUGAAAAGGAGAGCGGCGGUUCCCAGAAAGCAGGGAAACAUGGCUCGGGCCAGGACAACAAGCCCCAUGAAACCUACCGACUGCUGAAGCGAAGGAAUCUGAUCAUAGAAGCUGUCACCAACCUCCGCCUAAUUGAGAGCUUAUUCACGAUUCAGAAGAUGAUCAUGGAUCAGGAGAAGCAGGAAGGCGUGUCCACCAAGUGCUGUAAGAAAUCCAUCGUCCGCUUGGUGCGGAACCUGUCUGAGGAAGGUCUUCUGAGGCUGUAUCGGACCACAGUUAUUCAAGAUGGCAUCAAGAAGAAGGUGGACCUGGUAGUGCACCCAUCCAUGGACCAAAACGACCCUCUUGUGAGAAGUGCCAUCGAGCAGGUUCGCUUCCGGAUCUCCAAUUCAAGCACAGCAAACAGAAUGAAAGGUUCCCAGUAUUCUGCACCCCAAGAGGAAAUAGAAGAAGAAAGUCAAGAAAACGAAGGCCCAAGUGGAUCAGGAGACCUGACUGCUUCCUUCAAAGAAGAAAGUGGGCCAAUGAAAAGAGCUGAUGAGAAAAUGGGUAUAACCCAACUUAAAAAUUAUCACCCCAUUGUAGUUCCUGGACUCGGGCGUUCUCUGGGGUUUCAGCCCAAAAUGCCUCGCCUGCGAGUGAUCCACAUGUUCCUGUGGUACCUAAUCUACGGGCACCCUGCCAACAGGACAGAGAAGCCAGUCCGCAGCUACGAACGGAGAAUGGGGAGGCAGAGGCCCACCAGGGCAGGAGCCCAGCCCUCCUUUGGCAGCAACUCAGAAAGCUUCUCUGACAUUUCAUUCAGAGACAGCCAAGAGAGCAUCACUUGGGAGAGAGAGAUAGAGCUCUCCAAGGAGACAGUGUAUGUGGAUGAUGCCUCGUGGAUGCGCUAUGUCCCUCCCAUCCCAGUCCACCGGGACUUCGGCGUUGGCUGGGCUGUCCUCAGCAACAUUCUCUUCUGCCUGCCACUCUCCAUCUUCGUCCAGAUUGUGCGAGUCAGCUACAAGGUGGAGAACCUUGAGGAGUUUCUGAAUGACCCAUUGAAGAAGCACACACUGGUCCGGUUUCUCCCGAGGGCCAUCCGGCAGCAGCUUCUGUAUAAGAGGCGUUACAUUUUUUCGGUGGUGGAGAACCUUCAGCGGCUUUGCUACAUGGGGUUGCUACAGUUUGGUCCCUCAGAAAAGUUUCAGGAUAAAGAUCAGGUCUUUAUCUUCUUGAAGAAGAAUGCGGUCAUAGUUGACACCACCAUCUGCGAACCACAUUACAAUCUUGCCCACAGCAGCCGGCCCUUUGAAAGGCGUCUCUAUGUCCUGAACUCAAUGCAGGAUGUGGAAAACUACUGGUUUGACCUGCAGUGCGUCUGCCUCAAUACCCCACUAGGUGUGGUUCGGUACCCUCAUGUCAAGAAGAACAGCGCAGACCAGGGCAGCGAUGAGGAGGGCAGUCUUCAGAAAGAGCAGGAGAGUGCCAUUGACAAGCACAACCUGGAGCGCAAGUGUGCCAUGCUGAAGUAUACCACUGGGAGCCGUGAGGUUGUGGACGAAGGCUUUAUCCCUGGAGAUGGGCUUGGAGCCGCUGGGCUGGAUUCCAGUUUCUAUGGACACCUGAAACGCAAUUGGAUCUGGACCAGCUAUAUCAUGAACAAAGCCAAAAGGGAGCACGCCUCAGAGAGCGGAUUCUCAGUGAGGCUCCAGACGUUUCUGUCCAAACGUUCGUUGCCAUUCAGUGGAGGCAGUAGCAAGUUGAAUCUCUGGGGAGAAACGAGAGAGGGCUCCGAGCUCUGUGCUGACAUUGAAGAGCAGUGUGAGGUCGACCAAGAGUCUACGCUGGACAGAAACGAGAGAGUAAAGGGCGGAAAAAGCCAGAAGCGGAAAAGGCUGAAGAAGGAACCUGAAAACAAGAUGAAAAGAAAGAAGAAAGAGGAGUUCCCAGAACAAAAAACCAAAAGCCUACGUUACCACGACGAGGCCGACCAGAGCGCCCUGCAAAGGAUGACCCGGCUGCGGGUCACCUGGUCUAUCCAGGAGGAUGGGCUGCUCAUGCUCUGCCGGAUCGCCAGCAAUAUCCUCAACACCAAGGUGAAGGGCCCAUUCGUCCCCUGGCAGGUCGUGCGUGACAUUUUGCAUGCUACCUUCGAAGAGUCUUUGGACAAAACGUCUCACUCCAUUGGCCGAAGAGCUCGUUACGUAAUCAAAAAUCCACAAGCCUAUCUGAACUACAAGGUUUGUCUCGCUGAGGUGUACCAGGAUAAAGCACUUAUCGGAGAUUUCAUGAAUCGCAAAUGUGACUAUGACGACCCAAAGGUUUGUGCCAAGGAAUACAAAGAAUUUGUGUGGAGGCUUCAGAAGAAGUUCAGUUCAGCUCUAAGGAAAUCCAGCCUUGAAAUCCCAGACACACUCCAUGAGCUGUUUGCCAGAUACCGAGUUUUGGUGAUUGGAGAUGAAAAAGGUCAAAUCAAAGCAGAUGAACUUAAUAGUGUGGACGACAUCCACUUUCUGGUGCUCCAGAACCUGAUCCAGAGCACGCUGGCUCUCUCCAACAACCAGAUGCAGACCUGUCAGUCAUUUCAGACUUUCCGCCUCUACCGGGAGUACAAGGACCAAAUUCUCGUGAGGGCCUUUAUGGAGUACCAGAAAAAGAGCUUGGUCAAUCGGCGUCGCGUCAACCAGAUGCAGGGCCCCAAGAAGAACCGGGCCUUGCCCUUCGUGCCAAUGUCCUACCAGUUAUCCCAGACCUACUACAGGAUUUUUACAUGGCGAUUUCCAAGCACCGUCUGCACGGAGUCGUUCCAGUUCUUUGACACAAUCCGGGCUGCUGGCAAGUUAGACCAGCCUGAUCGUUUUUCUUUCAAAGACCACGAUGAUGACAGUUCCACCGACAUGGUAGCAUUUUCUUUGGACGGCCCUGGAGGACAUUGUGUGGCCGCCCUGACCCUUCUCUCUCUGGGCCUCGUGUCCGUGGAUGUCAGGAUCCCAGAGCAGAUCGUCGUGGUGGACAGCACCAUGGUGGAGAGCGACGUCAUAAAGAGCUUGGGGAAAGAUGGGGGCCUGGAUGAGGAGGAAGAUGAGGAGGAAGACCUGGAGGAAGGCACAAGCAGCAAGCGCCGGAGCAUUGAUAUGAAGCGGGCCUCCCGGACCAACUACUUGCUGAUGAGGGGCUUCUACGCCCCCGGCAUCAUCAGCCUCCGCAACCUCAACCCCAACGACAACAUUGCGGUCAACUCCUGCCAGGUGAAGUUCCGGCUCCGCCACACCCCUGCGCCGACCCACCUGGAGCCCACUGCCGCCGUUCCUCUGGAUGAGCUGUCAGUGGGAACCUCCUGCCUCCCUGACAGACUCACCAGGCUGAUAACUCCCCCGGAAGACAUCUGCAGCCUGGAAGACUUUGUCCAGCAGGUGGAGCUGUCUGGCUAUAGGCCAGAAGACGUGUCUGCUGCCUUGGCUAUCCAGGGGGCCAUCGCAGCUACGGGUUGUUUUGGAGUUGACAUGGAGGAGCUGAACAGACAGUUCUCGGACUUCCAGGAGCCCGGUGGUGAGCGCACCAGGGCAUUCACAGACUACGUCCAGGACCUCCUGGAGCAGCAGCAGAUACUAGAAGUUGGAGGCAACACCGUGCGCUUAGUGGCCAUGGCCUCUGCCCAGCCCUGGCUCCUGCAUUCGAUGCAGCUCAAGAACAAAGGAGAGGAUUCUGACCCUCGAAGAGAAGAGCUCCAGGCCCGAGCCCCCAAGGUCCCUCUUGCUGAGGACAGUCUCUCCGAAGGGCAGGCUCAGCCUUCUCAGGGUCCGGAGAGCUCCAAGAGACGCUUCAGCUGGGCCAGUCAGAAUACGGAGACUGAUGCCAGUGGCGCCCAGAUGCCCCCAGCCAAGAGGCCCACACUCCACGAUGUGCGUUUGGGCCCUGGGCUUGGAGCAGAAGAGGAGGAUGAAUCCCAGGCCUUGGCUCUGUCCCCAGCUCCUGAAGACAUAAGUACAGAGGGGCCUGAGGAGGAGGACCAAGAAAGGAUGCCUGGCUCUCCUGGCCAGGAGCAGCCAGGCUACCAGAUCCAGCCCACAGAGGGUUCUGGACAGCCCCGAGGGUUUGCCGUGAGCUCUGUGGCCAGCACCCUCCCACUGCCUGCCCGGCAAGGGGACUUCGAAAUCAUCCACUUCGUCAGCCGCCCGUGGCGCAUCGUGGACGGCCUCCUGAAUCUGCCGGUGUGCAAGGGUAUGAUGGAGGCCGUGCUGUACCACGUCAUGAGCCGGCCCGGUGUGCCCGAGAGCUGCCUGCUAGAGCACUACCAGGGAGUCCUGCAGCCCGUGGCCGUGCUGGAGCUGCUCCAGGCCCUGGAGUUCCUCGGCUGUAUCAGGAAGCGCUGGAUGAGAAAGCCCGCGGCCGCCUCGCUCUUCUCCAAGCCCAUGGUUCAAGAGGUGGACAUGCCCUCCAGCCUGAGCGAGAGCUUCUUGGCGUUCUAUGAGCCCACAGUGGACUGCACCCUCCGGUUGGGCCGCGUGUUUCCCCAUGAGGUCAACUGGAACAAGUGGAUCCACUUAUAGGGUGCCUAUGAUCAGUCAGCGCCUCCCGCCUGCCUCCACCUGCCGGGCUGUCCUUGCCUGGUGGUUAGCAAACCCCCUGGAGCCCCAGGACAUUGGUGUGUGCUGAUCUUCCUCAGCAAGGGACGCUGCUCCAGCUAGAACGGUGCCAGCAGAGUUUCCCACUGCGUGGAACGCUGGAAAGGGCCACCACCUGCCUGCUCUGGGGCUCUUCCAGUCUGCCUAUUUGUCACACGGGGAGUUGGUGCUUACUGUCCCAGCCGGGCUGGGACAUGGGAGUGCAUUUGUGGGCAGCUUCAGUCUCCUUCGCUCUCUCCUCUUGUUGCCGGGGCUUCUGGGCUGCUGCAGCUCUCUGAAAAGCGGCCUGUGGUGAGUUUGAGAUGCCCUGUGGCUUGUCCCCCAAAGGCUUCCGAGGAGUGACCCCAGUGUGGGAGGAGAGCUGGCUCCCGGUGCCCAGGCGUAGCACAUUCUAGGCACACCCUAGUUUUCACCGUGGGCCCAUGGGGAUGGGCUCUGGGCUGGGGGGUCUGCCCCGUCUAUGCACACCUCACAUUCCCGAUUCCAGCCCCUACCUGAGGCUUCCCAAAUGCCCAAGUGCCACUGAGAAGAAGGAGCCUUGUGGGAAACAUGUCAGGCCAGGGGCCAUGUGCCUUGCGCCCUGCUGCUACAGGGCCCAGAGAGACCACGACUCUCCUUCAGGCCAGAUGCCCCGACCACUGAGGCUGGAAUGUGCCACUCAGAGAGGCCCUGGCGGGCCCCCCACUGCUCUGGCACCCUUCACUGGCUGGUGCUGCCUGCCAGCUGCAGGUGAGGAGCCCUGUAGGUUUUAGUUUCGUUUGUUUUGUUUUGUU
This is a messenger RNA of Tupaia belangeri chinensis (Chinese tree shrew), 7152 nucleotides long. RefSeq names its product general transcription factor IIIC subunit 1 (gene GTF3C1). The transcript has 37 exons. Gene Ontology annotation, cellular component: transcription factor TFIIIC complex. Gene Ontology annotation, molecular function: DNA binding. The record is from RefSeq and is a predicted model, not a curated record. Bases 65 to 6304 code for a protein of 2079 amino acids. NCBI's taxonomy places the organism in Eukaryota, Metazoa, Chordata, Mammalia, Scandentia, Tupaiidae. Gene Ontology annotation, biological process: 5S class rRNA transcription by RNA polymerase III; transcription initiation at RNA polymerase III promoter.